GGUUUCAUCACACUCGUGAACAGGUCAAAAUGCAGAUCUUCCUGAAGACCCUGACCGGCAAGACCAUCACCCUGGAGGUGGAGCCCAGUGACACCAUCGAGAAUGUCAAGGCCAAGGUCCAGGAUAAACGGCAUCCCCCCGACCAGCAGCGACUCAUCUUCGCCGGCAAGCAGCUGGAAGGUGGCCGCACUCUUUCUGACUACAACAUCCAGAAAGAGUCCACCCUGCACCUGGUCCUCCGUCUGAGGGGUGGCUAUUAAUUCUUCAGUCUGCAUUCCCAG
Messenger RNA from Onychomys torridus (southern grasshopper mouse), 281 nucleotides. Its product is annotated as ubiquitin-like. The record is from RefSeq and is a predicted model, not a curated record. The transcript has a single exon. Gene Ontology annotation, molecular function: protein tag activity; ubiquitin protein ligase binding. Gene Ontology annotation, biological process: protein ubiquitination; modification-dependent protein catabolic process. Gene Ontology annotation, cellular component: nucleus; cytoplasm. Bases 30 to 260 code for a protein of 76 amino acids. NCBI's taxonomy places the organism in Eukaryota, Metazoa, Chordata, Mammalia, Rodentia, Cricetidae.